Molecule: messenger RNA, 2959 nt
Organism: Paramacrobiotus metropolitanus
Lineage: Eukaryota; Metazoa; Tardigrada; Eutardigrada; Parachela; Macrobiotidae
Exons: 4
Coding region: 131-1267 (378 amino acids)
Biological process (GO): translation
Cellular component (GO): ribosome; mitochondrial small ribosomal subunit
Molecular function (GO): structural constituent of ribosome
Source: RefSeq, a predicted model, not a curated record
AUUUAUCUGGUUUUCAGUUUUCGUUCAGAUUUCUUCGUUUACGAAAACUGCACUUCGCUUCGCAACAUCCUGAGUUUUGUUUGGGAAAUGUGAAAUGUUUUCGUGGACUUUGCUUUGAUUAUUUACUCCGAUGGUGUUCACCAUGGACUUAUUCCGUCGUCCGUUAUUCCCCCUGAUGUCGCUGGUUCAGCGACAGUUCUCCGUGAGCUCCUUCCUCCUGGGCGAGAAGAUCCCCCAGAAGAAGAUAUCAGUGAAGAAAUCGGGCCUAGUGGUUCCGUCGGCCGCGGCCGUGGCCGCCGCCGCUGCAGCGGCCAACCCCGCCCUUGCUCCCGUUCAUCCGGGCCAUAAUCCGCGUGGGACGAAUAAACGGAAGCACCCGCGACCCAUCCACAAGCAUUAUAUUCCGGCGCCGUUCGUCGACUGGAAGGCCAAUAUCGACUGGACGAUUGACAGGAACUCCGUGCUCAGCUAUCGACCCCAUGCUAGCCAUCAUUGGCAGGACUGGAAAAUGUUGCGUGAUGUGAAGCGACGCGCGUACGUCGAGCGGGAUUUCCGGACCCGCAAAAUGCUAAUGCUCCUAUACCGGUCCGAUAAGACACUGCCCAAGGAGCUGAACGAAGAAGCCAAGACAGACAUCGAGAAAAUGGUGCGGGACACCGAUUACAGGCGUAUCGUCGAUCGUUGCAUGUUCACCAGUCGUCCGCGGGGUCUGGCCAAACGCUGGCGGCUCAGUCGGAUUGUGUGGCGGGAUAUCGCUGAUCACAACCGACUGUCGGGAGUUAUUCGGGCGAACUGGAUGUAUCGCAAUGAUAAAACAUAUUUCCACAAUAUGGCACCCGAUCUCCACGACACCCUCACCAGUUUGGAUCCCCUGCAGGGCGGCCGGGGAACCUACUACACGGAACUGGAGAACAAAUACUACUGGUCCGGCCAUGCCUUCCCCAUGGUGGUGCUGAAUCAGAACAUCUUCAAACAGCCCUUCGUCUACCCACCGCCCCUCCCCGAGAACGUGCCGCGUCUGCGCAAUACACCCCGCAAGCGACGCCAGAACCGUAAACGCUUCAAUCUGCUGAUGGAACCCUGGGAGACCGUGCUGCAAGAGCCCAAACGCUUCCAGUACGGGAUUUGCGCGUACGGACGGCCGAAUUACAAUGAGAAGCACCGUACCGGCGAGAGCUAUGUGUACCGUAACCACGGCAUACCGUCGGGACCGGUGACGGGGUCGGAUGUGCCGCUGGAGCAGUUUAAUACCGAGGAUGUUGAUUAGAGAACACUUAAUGAUGUUGCAUGAUGUAUAAUGUGUACUGGGACGAAGCGAUGCGGUUUGUUGGUGUUUCGCGUUACCUUCGGCGUGUUGGAUACGAUAAUCAUUGGAAAAUUACUGAAAUGAUUGCAUAAAGCUCGUAGAGUACUUGAGACGUUUAUAUAAAAUUAUGAAUAAAACACUGAUAGUUUUGACAAGUUUUAGAACGCUUUGAUUGAUACCAUUGUGUGUCAUUACAAUUUUAUCAAUAGUGAGAUAAUUUCGCGCAGCACAGUCGGUGAUAUUCCAGGUCGGGCUCUGCGCUGUCGCUUAUUUGACAUGGAAUGCAGAAAUGCUGCACUGCAUCGCACGCUGAAACUUCUAACAUCCGUAAUAAAAUGCGAACUUGAAUUCUGUUUCACACCAGGGUUUUCUAAAAAUUUAAUUUUAUCAUCUCCUGUUGGACAAACUUGUCACCAAAUCAUUUUCGGUCGGAGUUAGUGGCUUUGUCGAAUAAUCCAAAAAAAGCUUGUAAGCUCGGCAAUGUUUGCAUUUCCUGUAAUUUUGAUAUGUUUUCUGGUCACGGGAAUUGAUGCCUGGGGACGGGUGGAAGUCUUUGCUGAUCGUUUUGAAGAUGACAUAAUCGAUGUCAACAAGUGGAACGUGGCCGACGCUAAAACAGCUACGCUGACCAGCGGUGGCCCCGUCAAUGCGCAGCAGGUGCUAAUCCAAAACGACGCUACGCAAGUCUGGGAAAAGGAGCACAAAAUGUUCCUUCUAACCAACCCCCCGGUGAUGUUCAAUGCAACACCACCCCACCUCUUCCUCACCGCUCGCGUGGACACACGAAGCAAGUUUUCCUACCAGUACGGCGAAGUAGAAUGGAGUGUACAGAUGCCGCUGGGCCGCGGCGUAUCAGCCAGCCUCUCUCUGAUCCCCGAUGACUGCAAGAAUGACCCCUGCGACCACCAGAUCGACCUGCUUUACCGCGGGGAUUUCCCGAACCGCGUGACCUUUAUGGUGCGCUCUUCGUACCAGUAUAGCAGCACGUCGGAUACGCAGCACGAUGGAAUUGAUAUCACCCUGUCUAACAGUCUGGCGACGAAUUUCAAUAAAUUCCGUAUCCUGUGGGAUGACCAGCAGGUUAAGUUGUACGUGAACUUUCAGGACAAUCAACCGGAGAACUUCGCCAUUAUCGAUAAUCCGUCUCUGCUGCCACAUGUUCCCAUGCACAUCCGCAUGGAUACCUCGGUGGGAGGAUGGUAUGCCGGAUUGCCGAAUACGCAGAGUUCGAGAGAAGCAUCGUUUUUAAUUAUUGAAGAGGUUACGGUUCAUCGCUGGCAGUAAUUACGGUGGAUUGGCAACAUAGAAUGUCUAAUUACUGUACGAUAAUAUUAUUCCAGUUGUUAAAUCCGCAAAGUGCUUACAGUUUAGUAGAAACGUUUUUUCUUGCCUUGGCUUUUUAUUUGUGCUUAACGAGAACUUGUUGAUACAAAGGAUCUGCAUCCAGCCAAAUUCCCCGAAUCGUACUUCAUCAUUGCAAAGCCCGGGCCGUUGACGGGAAGGUUCAGGAUCGAUCGAACUGUCGACAAGCGUGUACGCUUGUAGCCAUUUAGCCAUUGUCAGCUUUCGAGUAAAGGUCGGUUUACUAACUAGGUUUUCCGGCAAAAGCUUUUUCUUUUGUUGGCAAAAAGUGUAAUAAAGAUAUACAACAAA